Alosa alosa (allis shad) is the source of this 1785-nucleotide messenger RNA. RefSeq lists its product as uncharacterized. Gene Ontology annotation, molecular function: protein binding. NCBI's taxonomy places the organism in Eukaryota, Metazoa, Chordata, Actinopteri, Clupeiformes, Clupeidae. The record is from RefSeq and is a predicted model, not a curated record.
UAUUUCCUUUGAGUGAGGUCAAUAAUGCGUAAAGCAUUUCCGGAAAGUGAGGUCGUCUUGUGAAAAUCCACGACACGUAGCCUGUGAAGUCCCAUAAAAGGCAAAUGGUUAAUUGUUGCAUUCGUCGUUAUUCUUGCCUAUUUCAUAUACAUAUGAAAGCUAUUAUAGGGUUUAUAUAGAUUUUAUUCGGUUCCUAUCGGAAAGGGAGUAUUGAAUAGAAGACUAAUUCAAUUGAAUGAGAAGUGUAAACCGAAAUAGAUGGGGGAGGUGAGAAAACUGCAGAAGAAGUUGAGACAGAUUGAGAAUCUGGAGAUCAAGGCUUCUCUUACAACAGAGGAGAGAGUUAAGGUCUCAAAAAAGGCGGAGCUUCGCGCCAGAUUGGCUGAGCUGCUGCUGCAACUUUCUGGCCCCCAGCAAACCCAAAGCAUUGUGGGAAAGGAGAGUGAGAAGAUGAAGAGACAAGUGGUGGAGAAUCCUGCGGCUCUCUCUGUCCAGUCACCAGCUCCCAAGAUGCCCAGAGCUGCAAGCCCAGAAACAGGAAAUGGACAGGAGGAAGGGGAGUCGGAAGAAGAACCAGAUUCACAAGUCAUUCCAGCCUCAACAGAAACCAGCAGCUGGCAACAACAAGAAGAAUCAGAAGUUUCAACCCUUCAAGCAUCCUGGGAAGCGACGAGAUUUCGGCUUCGAACUCUCGAGGGUCACAGUGACAUAAUCACUUGCGUGAUUGCCGUGGACAACCUUGUGAUCUCUGGCAGCCGCGAUACGACAGUGAAAGUGUGGCAUGUUCCCACGGCAACAGAGCAGCGCAAUCUGGGGGGUCACACUGGUGGAGUCACCUGUCUCUGUGCACCCCCUCCGGAGUUCUGCAGGAGGAUGGCACGGUUUCUGGACCUCAGUGAAAAGGAGAGAUUCAUCCUCAGUGGCGCCAGUGACUGCUGCGUGAGCAUCUGGGUGCUCAGUUCAGGGCAAUGUGUCAAAUCCAUCUACACCUUCAGCGCUGUGACAGCCAUCUGCUUCGUUCCCGAGGGGCACGGAUAUAUCAUCACUGGAUCAGAUGGAGGCAAGGUCCAGGCGUGGAGCUGGCAGUCCAUGGAUAACUGUCAAUCAGUCAACGCGCACGAGGAGGCCAUCACCGCCCUACAGUCCCAGGGUCCCCUGGUGUUCAGCGGCUCGGCAGACGGCAGCCUGUGUGUGUGGGAGGUGCAUCCUUCCUCGCACGGAAGCCCCCUGCAGCGGCUCCAACAGUGGGGUCCCUCAGUGACGGGGUGUGGAGGCACCCAGACGGGUCACGGGGGCUCACACCGCGGGCAUCUGGCGCUCAGUCCGCGUGGCGACCGCGUCUUCAUGGCCAGCGGCAGAGCCAGCAUCAGGGUCCUCGACUGGAGGAAGGGCACGGUGUCUAGAAUGACCAAUCACAGUAGCACAGCCGGGGUGACGGAUUGCAUCAAUCAGACAUCUGGCCUACUGAUUGGCUCUUGCUUUGAUCUGGCUACUGGAGAGAGCACGUUGAACUUGUUCACGCUUCCCCGGUGCAGGUACCUUGUUUCUCUUAUCUCACCUGAGACACCCAGAAUCCUUUGCUUCUCGAUGUGGCGGACCGCCAGUGGAGACCACCGCUGGGUGACGGGGGGUCGGGAGCUCACGGUGUGGGAGCAGCUCCCAUCCAAGACGAAGCAGAAGGGAGACGUUGCAGUGAAGCGAGACAGCCGAUUGGACAGUUCACUGAUGGAAUCUGAAGAGGACUCGGAGGGGGAAGUGGACGAGGAGAGUGAUGACUACAGUGAG